Molecule: messenger RNA, 1830 nt
Organism: Argiope bruennichi
Lineage: Eukaryota; Metazoa; Arthropoda; Arachnida; Araneae; Araneidae
Product: FMRFamide receptor-like
Exons: 2
Coding region: 549-1649 (366 amino acids)
Biological process (GO): G protein-coupled receptor signaling pathway
Cellular component (GO): membrane
Molecular function (GO): G protein-coupled receptor activity
Source: RefSeq, a predicted model, not a curated record
GAACUAAUAAAGUAAAAAAAAAAGUAUUACUAUUAGCUGAAAGCAAAAACUAUGUACAAUUGUUGCUAUUAUCUGCUCGCAAAUAAUGAUUCUAUGAACCUUUAAUGAGACUUGAAACGUGUGAUAAUUGUGUAUUGGCAUGACAAAAUAAUUCUCAAAACAAUUGCAUUUCAAUAUUUUGACAUAUAGUGGCAUCUUUCUUCAAAUUCUGUGAUUCAAACUGAAUUAUAUUGGGAAUUAUUUCUUGUAAAUAAUUCACUUAUUUAUGAAAAUAGAUGGAACUUUGACUAAGUUUUAUUCGUUUCGAACAAAUAGAAAAUGCUGAAUAUAUUACUUUCUAAGAAAAAUAGAGUUAUUUUCUGUGGUUACAUCUCCAAUCAAUCGUAAUAAAAUCUUCACAGUUGCUUCUUUCAUUGAGCAAACUUUUAUGAACUAUUUUCACCUGGUGCUCGAUUUUUUCCAUGAUAUUAUAAAUGUAUAGAUGUGAAACGUAGCUUCCUUUGCUUUAAAAUUUUUUGUAUUGUUUUUAUUUUAUUUAACAAGCAGAAAUGAUGGAAGACAACAAUUCUUACAUUUUUGAUAAUAUCACUGUUGCCAUUCCGGACAUUACAAUGUUUGAAUUCAUAACAGAAGGCGCUGUACUAACAUUACUAGGAUGUAUGGGCAUCAUUGGCAAUGUGAUAUCCUUAAUAAUUUUGUCGAAACCAGAGAUGAGAUCGUCUGUCAACUGCGGACUCCAAGGACUCGCAUUCUUCGAUACCAUCGUUCUCAUAUCUUCUGUCACAAUGUUGGGUCUGCACAAGCUGGGCUACAAGUUAGCUAUAUUGUACCGCUACACGUUUGAAAUAUUUCCCUUUGUAGUCAUGGUGGCUUAUCCUAUUGGCCUCAUAGCUCAGACAGGGUCUGUGUGGACCACAGUUGGGGUUACAGUCGAGAGGUACGUUGCGGUAUGUCAUCCCCUCAAGGCAAGAUUUCUUUGCACAUACAGACGAGCAAGACUUUUCAACCUUCUGAUCGUGAUAUUUGCUGUCUGUUACAACAUUCCAAGAUUCUGGGAAAUCAAUGUCACUGAGGUUCUAGACCCUGAAACCAACAGCAGCGUGUACAUAGCAAAGCCUAGUGAAUUCAGAAUGAACAAACUUUACUACAAAGUGUAUUACAUAUGGCUUUAUCUCUUUGUUAUGUAUUUUAUUCCCUUUCUCACUUUGGCGGUGCUGAAUAUUUCUAUUUGGAAGGCAGUGCAGCAUGCCAAUAAGGACAGACAGAGAUUGACCCGCAGGGAGGAGAAGGAGAUCGGAUUGGCCAUGAUGCUCAUCUGUGUGGUGUCCAUUUUCUUCGUCUGCAACAUACUGGCACUUCUCAUCAACAUCCUAGAGUUGUUCGACCUAUUCGUUCCGGCUUUGGUGCGAGUAUCAAACCUCCUGGUGACUUUCAAUUCUUCAGUCAAUUUCGUUAUCUACUGCAUCUUCGGUCAAAAGUUCAAGAAGAUGUUCUUGUACAUGUUUUGUGGCUUUCGACGCACCAAGAACCAGAGUUUUACCAGCACUCUGCAAGUGACACACACAGAGACCUUGCGAAGCGUCAACUCACCUGGCAUGAGAAUCAGAUCCUUGACACCCAACGGCACACCCCAAUCCAGCAGUUUGUAGAAACGUUUUUAUUUACUUGAAAUCUGAGGUAAUCCUGAACGCAGAUGUUUUCAUCUACAGUUCCCGAUUUCAGAAAACGUCAUGAAUUGGAUUUAUGUUUCAUUUCAUAUUUACUAUUCAAAGUCACUAGCUGAAAUCGGCAGUAUCUCUUCACACGACUGUUACUUCAAUAACAAGGCUG